AUGGAAACCUGGAUUCGCUUGCGUGACAUCUUCCUGGACCAUCAAAACUCCCGUGCCGUAAUGCUCGAACAAGAGUUUUCCACUACUAGGAUGGAAGACUUCCCCAACGCGUCUGUGUAUUGUCAAAGGCUCAAGAGCAUCUCUGAUCAAUUAAAGAAUGUGGGGGCUCCGGUUUCAAAUUCUCGACUUGUUCUUCAGCUUGUUUCGGGUCUCACCGAAGCGUUCAAGGGUGUGGGAACGCAGAUUCGCCACAGUAAACCAUUGCCUCCAUUCACUGAGGCGCGCUCCUCACUUGUUCUAGAGGAACGAGAACAGGCGCUGCAGGCGGCCCACACUACUCCUUCGGCGAUGGUGGCUGCCACAGGUGGUGAGGAUUCCUCUUUUUUUUUUAUUUAUUUUUAUUUUUAUAAUACUCACAAUCCUGGUCAUACUGUGAAUAACAGGGGCAAAAAUAACAACAACAAAGGCCGCAAUUCUGGCCGUAGGAACGGCGCUGGCCGUGGUAACAGCGGCGGUAAGGGCGGCCGUGGUGGGAGCCGCAGUAACAGCGGCGGUAAUUUGCAGCCAUAG
Molecule: messenger RNA, 570 nt
Organism: Lycium barbarum (goji berry)
Lineage: Eukaryota; Viridiplantae; Streptophyta; Magnoliopsida; Solanales; Solanaceae
Exons: 1
Coding region: 1-570 (189 amino acids)
Source: RefSeq, a predicted model, not a curated record